Messenger RNA from Colletotrichum navitas, 1070 nucleotides. RefSeq lists its product as uncharacterized. The transcript is spliced from 2 exons. NCBI's taxonomy places the organism in Eukaryota, Fungi, Ascomycota, Sordariomycetes, Glomerellales, Glomerellaceae. The coding region runs from base 33 to 950 and encodes 305 amino acids. The record is from RefSeq and is a predicted model, not a curated record.
UGCAGGAAUACUACGGAGUAUCUUUGUACACAAUGCAGAGUAGCGAUGCUUCUUCCACCAUCAUUCAUCCUCAUCACCGAAGCCAAAGCCUUACUCUCGACCUUGCCCCAAUGCCACUCCUGGGCAGCUACAUAUCCAUGAAAACAGUCAUCAAAUCAACAGACGAUGCAAUCAAUGCAAUGUGCUCCCAUCUCUCGACUCGAGACGCAUGGGAUGGAAACCCCAUCAUGACUGGUAGCGACGCAACAAUUGGUAACAUAUCACCCUGUCCAAGACCCAGGACUGUUGACAUCACAUCCGACGGGCCGCCCAAAUUCGCACAAGUUUGUCUCGAGACCUUGUGGGCCUUGACGAUGUCAAAUCCAGGCCAACGGCCCCACGCAAAUGAUGUACCAAAUGCAACCGUCGUGCUAGCCAGUCCUCUGCGGAUUCCGAAGCCGCGCCCGAUGCGAACGCUGGCAUUGUGUGUCUGCAAUCGUGGCCGCUGCCGAGAUACCACCUGCAUAUAUCGAUACAGCUGGGAUCGUCACCGUCUCGACCGAGGUGAGGCAGAUGGCUGGUGUGGCUGGGUUCCUCUCAAGCCACCUAAGAUACCACUCACUGUGACACGAUCUCGCCGGCAUUUCAUAAAACCCAGAUCGGACACACACCACACAUACAGCACACGCACAGCACACGCACAGCACACAGCACACAACACAGCACACAACACACAGAAGGACGGGGGAGGUUGGCACCAUCGACCUUAUCAUCAUUAUGAUAAGCAUGACGGGCCCUUCCUACCCUGCGCUGUGUGGGAUUCCAACCUGGGCAGCUCAAAAACAAGAAAAAGGGGUCCAUCAGGCGUCGGGGUGUCGGGCGCGCCGAAUACUCGGAUAUAUCUUCUACUGGCACUUGACACUGCGACGACCGGGGAAGCAUUUUAUCGUGCCUCCGUCUCAGUCCAUUAAGACGACGAUGCUUACGGUCAAGUCUCACAUUACACUGCAAUUGACAUGGGCGUUUGGGCCUCAUUAUGAUAGCCAGACUAGAUGAUGGUCUGGGCCAGUUGGACCCACUUCCAGCGGCCG